Messenger RNA from Oryzias latipes (Japanese medaka), 2896 nucleotides. The record is from RefSeq and is a predicted model, not a curated record. Lineage: Eukaryota; Metazoa; Chordata; Actinopteri; Beloniformes; Adrianichthyidae.
AGAACCCCUCAAGUUCAUGAUUUUACCAUCAACUGCACCAUAAAAGCAGCAUCAGCUCGAUUCCUGUACCGUUUGUGUACAGUCCCAGCCCCUUUAUAUGAUGAUGAACCAGCCCAGCUCCUCACACUCUGCACAACAUAAAUCUGAGGUCAAAACCUAUUUUAACAAAGAACCUUUACAAAUAAAUAGCUUUUUGGAUGACAAACUGGUUUAAAACUCCUACACUUCUUUAGUUUUUCUUGGGGGAAAAAUCUUUUGUAAAACAUUUUCUUGCCAAUAAAUGUAAUAAUUUUUGUGGUUAUGUUAGACGGGUAACAUAAAAGACAGAAAGGUAUUUUUUCUUCCUACAACUUUGGUGCCUAAAUGUUUCUUUCUUAUGUUUCUCAAAGUGAAAAAAACAACAAAACAAUACAUCCAGAAGAACUUUCCAAGUCUUUUCCAGAAACAAUGGAUGUCAGUUCUAAGAACGGUCAUUAAGCACCACUAUUUCCUUACAACAUGGAAGGUGGACAGAACCAAUGAAGAGAAAAUAGAAACGAGAAGGAGUUGGGUUGCAUAAGACACAGCUGCCAGGGUAAAAAUCAGAAACGUUUGAAAGACGUUUAACGUAAACUUAAUUUUUAAUACAGCAUUAAUGCAUCACAGCAACUUCAUCAAAACCCCAAAAAAUGUUUCAAAAAUACUUGACUGGUUUUCAGUUGUUUUGUGUAAAUAUACUUUCACGCUAAAAAGCCAUCCUCCCAUAUUUACGGCGUAUAUUUUGACAUCAUGGGGCCACACGCCGCACACAUCAGUGGAUGACGAGAGCGCACACCUCAGUCCCAUCCAAGCUUUCUUCAACUUUAAAACCAGCGGAGAGGAUUACUAAAAUGCUUAGCAACAGAUCAAAAUGGCACAAAAAAAACUCAGAAACGUAACUGAGAAUAGAUGGAAUUAUCAGGACUGAAUGUUAGGUGUACACCUGCAUUGUGUGUUGUGGUGGGUGGCACAGCGACGCUCCUCCGCUUUAUCUGAGACAUCCUUUAGUGCGUACUCCACAACAGGACACGGCUAUCAAGACGGCGAGCAGGGCAAGGACACAAACGUAAGUCUGAACCAGUUUUUGUUUGACCAAUUUCACCAACAGUAACGCGUAUAAUAUAAAGAAUAUUUGACCUUAACUUGUUUUUUUGUGUAGAUUUCUUUUUUUUCUUAGGCUUAAGGCUUUUCAUUAUAUUUGCAGUCCUAAAAAAUCUCAAUCAAAAACUUUUUUUUUAAAUGUUGCGUUACACAUUCUAUGGAUUUUAUUCAAAAUAGAAUCUGAUACUAACCUCAUUAAAUUAAGUGUAAAAAAAGUUACUAUUUCUGAGUUUCUUUACUUUUAAAAUAUGUAAUUCAAAAUAAUAAUCUUAUAAAUUGUUGAAUUUCUGCUCUGCUUCUUGCAGUUUACAAAGAGCAGAUAAAUGACAUCAAAAUCCACCUAGGAAACUACUAGAAGAGCGAUGGGGAGGUGGUCUAAUGGUUUUCCAGCUGAACAAAGGAGUAAUAUAGACACAACCAUGUAUGUGAACUCCUUUCACACUGAGAGCAACCUCACUGUGCUACCUAAUGACUCUGAUGUGGCCUUCUUUGGAUUACAGAGUCAACAACUUUACACCAUCAGCCUCAUCCUAUCCAGCGUCUACACCAUAGCCCUGUUCCCCAUCGGCCUCAUCGGGAACAUCCUCAUCCUGGCAGUCAAUCUGGACCCCAGCGGCCACCUGACAGGCCCGGAUCUCUACUUUGUAAACCUCGCUGUGGCCGACCUCACUCUGGUUGCAGACUCUUUGAUCGAGGUCUGUAACCUCAGGAAGGAAUAUUACAACAACGCUGGCCUCUGCACCUUCAUGAACCUUUUCCAGCAGGUUAACAUGUACAGCAGCGUCUUCUUCCUGACCUGGAUGAGCUUUGACCGCUUUGUCGCGUUGACUAAAUCCAUCGGCCACAGUGUGUCACACACACGCCUCUGCUGCUGCCUCAUCUGGGUGUCUUCAUCUCUGCUCACCCUGCUGCCGUUUGCUGUAGCUCAAGUGCAGCACGCAGGAGAAAUGCACUUCUGCUACGCCAAUGUGACACAGAUUCAGUGGUUGGAGGUGAUGAUGGGAUUCCUGUUGCCUUUCUGUGUCCUGGGCUUGUGCUACUGGAGAAUAGGUCAAGCGCUCAUACGCAGCCAGAGAUUACAACGUACCCUUCAGCAGAGACCUCGCAGGCAGAAAGCCCUGAGAAUGAUCUCGGCGGCUGUGCUGGUGUUCUUCAUCUGCUGGCUUCCAGAGAACAUCUUCAUAAGCGUCCACCUCCUGAGAGGAGACGCAGAGGGCGGGACGCUCUGGCAAGACUUCCCACUGACCGCCCAUGCUGUCCGGCUGGCGGGGUUCUCCAACAGCUGUCUAAACCCGCUCAUCUAUGGCUUCCUUGGUGAGACUUUUCAAAAGAAGCUGGAGCUUUUCCUUCAUAAAAGAUGCGGGUGGGCAAAACUGCAGAAGUCAGCUUUAAGAAAACCCAUUUGUGCACCGGCAGCACAGUCAUGCCUUCAGGAAUGUGACACUCUGAGCCGGUCCUCAAAUUCAAACUCUGGAGUCUCUCCACAAACUGGUGUACAUCCUACUGACGUUGUGUGUCACACAAAAAGCUUUGUUUUGAAAUGAAUUUGUCCAACAGAAAUCCUAAAUGCAAAUAUUUCUGCUAAUGUAAAAAUCAAAAUGUUUCUUGUUUUAACAUUCCAACUGGUGUAUAUACAUGUAUAUAUUUUAUAUGAAUAAUCUAAGACUACAUUGUGUAUCUGCUCCAAAUACUGUUUAUGUUACAUUAGCAAAGACAGGUGAUAAAGUGUUGACAAAACAUGCGGUCAACUCCAUUAAAACAGAAUAUUCUCACCUCA